This is a messenger RNA of Leptonychotes weddellii (Weddell seal), 555 nucleotides long. The record is from RefSeq and is a predicted model, not a curated record. Lineage: Eukaryota; Metazoa; Chordata; Mammalia; Carnivora; Phocidae.
ACCAGGUUAGAGUCCAUGGGCUUGGUAAUGCCUCCAGUCUGCAAGAGUGCAUCAGAUGGCUUCUGGAAAUCUGUGGCCACGCGGGUGCCCAAGGAGCCCCCUGAGAUUCGCAUCCUCAACCCAUACUUCAUCCAGGAGGCCGCCUUCACCCUCAUCGGACUGCCCUUCAACAAUGGCCUCAUGGGCCGCGGGAACAUCCCAACCCUUGGCAGUGUGGCAGUGACCAUGGCACUACACGGCUGUGACGAGGUGGCAGUCGCAGGCUUUGGCUACGACAUGAGCACGCCCAAUGCACCCCUGCACUACUAUGAGACCGUGCGCAUGGCAGCCAUCAAAGAGGUGCCGGGCUGGGCCACCUCAAGCGAUGAGAAGUUACUGCAGGAAUUUAAGAGAGACUUGGAAAACCAGGAACGGCCUUACAGCGGGGCCCCCCGGAGUCCCAGGCAGAGGGUGCGAGGCCGUAACCAGCUCACGCGGGGCUUCGUGGGCCGUGGUGAGGAGUUGGGACUCGACUCUGAAGGCCAGGAGGAGCUACGGGAGGCUUUUGGGCUGUAG